UGGGAAUUCAUUGCACUGUGUGGAUAAAGUUCUUUAAGGUUUACCAGCAGUAAGUAAAGUGUGCUGAGCGGGGAGCCUAGUGAAGGGUUAGGUGGAUUUUUGAGUUAAACUGCUCAUUUUAUUCAGCCUUCAACAUUGUAUUUCCAAUGCUGUGCAUCAGAAGGAGUGGUGAAUCAGUAACGGGUAUCGUUAGAAGCCUUACGGGUUUCAGUACUGCAGGUAUUGCAUUGUUUCAUCAGCAUUGUAUUGCUUUUUGAAGGGGUCGGUGUGAACUUGUUGGGCCGAAGGGCCUGUUUCCACAUUGUUAGUAAUGUAAGCUAAUCAUUACUGGCAGCAGUGAGGUGUGGGCUAUAUUCACUAGAAAUGAUAAAGCAGUUAGAUAACACACAUACGAGAGAGCAGAGUGGGACUUGUCUUUUAAUUUGCAGAAGAUGGGAGAUUCUGGGAGCUGUGAUCCAGGACAAAAAUAAGUGCGGUUAAUCAUAGAAGUCCUACAGUGUGGAAGUAAACUGUUCAGCCCCUCAAGUCCACGUUGGCCCCUCUGAAAAGCCUCCCCCAUUCCCCCCCCCACCACCACCACCACCACCCAAUCCAGUAAUUUGCUGGUGGGUGAGAUUAGGACUAGAGGUCAUGGCCUCGAGGUUAGAGGGAGUCGGUUUCAGACACAUGAGGAGGAACUGCUUUUCCCGGAAAAUAGUGACUCCAUGAAAUUCUCUGCCUAUGGAACCGGGAGAGACAGCUUCACUAAGAAUAUUCAAGACACAGGACACUAGUGUGGCAGGAAGAAUACUAAGACACCCGAGUGAGGGAGAUUCAGUGGGCUGACUGUGGAAAAAGUGCUUCAAACCAUUUCCUCAGCUUGGGGGAAUCAAAAUCACACCCCUCACGGUGGGGACAGACUGUGUACCAGUUCUGUUUGUAAUUUCAAACCCAGGUGACACAAGGAAUACACUCCCCAUGGGGAAACCGUGGAAAUGUGGGGACUGUGGGAAAGGAUUCCCUUCCCCCUCAGUGCUGGAAAUUCACAGACGUGUUCACAGCGGGGAGAAGCCGUUCAUCUGCUCAGUGUGUGGGAAGGGAUUCACAAAUUCUUCCAACCUGCGGGCGCACCAGUGGGUCCACACGGGAGAGAAGCCCUUCACCUGCUUGGUGUGCAGGAAGGGGUUCACGCAUUCAUCUGCACUGCUGACCCACCAGCGGGUCCACACUGGGGAGAGGCCGUUCGGUUGCUCAGAGUGCGGGAAGGCUUUCCGUCGUGUGAGCAACUUGAGGAAGCACGAGCGGGUCCACAUGGGGGAAAGGCCAUUCACCUGCCCCGAGUGUGGGAAGGGAUUCAUUGAUUCUUCCAGCUUGCUGAACCACCAGCGGAUCCACACAGGGGAAAGGCCAUUCACCUGCUCUGUGUGCGGGAAAGGAUUCAAUCAUAUGAGCAAUUUGCGGCAGCAUAAGCGGGUCCACACUGGGGAGAGGCCAUUCACCUGCCCCGAGUGUGGGAAGGGAUUUACCAACUCUUCCCACCUGCUGACCCACCAGCGGAUCCACACUGGGGAGAGGCCAUUCACCUGCUCCAAGUGCAGGAAGGGCUUCACCUGCUCCUCUGACCUCCAGAGACAUCAACGAGUUCACGUGCCAUCACAGGGAAAUUGAAGGAGUGACAGAUAAGUACCAUUUUUGACUAGACUAUCAACCCCGUUCUGGGGUCUCCCAGGUUUGAAUCCCACCGUGGUAGAUGGUGCAAUUGAAAUCUGGAGUUCAGAAUCAAAUGAUGAAACCAUUUUCAGGGGAAGAAAAACCCCACCUUAUUCACUCAUGUCCUUUUUUAGAGAAUGAAGCUAUCUUUGCAGGAAAGGAAUCACUCAGUUAUUCCAGCUGCAUCCUUUACCUGGUCUGGCCUACCCCUGACUCCAGACCCACAGCAGUGUGGUUGACUCUUGAUUGCAUCCCCCUCCUGUAUAUGAGCUGGAGAAACUAACUUGUAUACAGGGUGUAGGCUGAAACUGCUGAGUGAGGCAAUACUUCCUCCAGAUGAAGGCUGUACCAAGGAUCCAGUUCCAAAGGGAUAAUUUGGUGCUGACCAAUAGUAAAGAAAGUGGGGGAUGGGGAGUGUGUGCACUUUGACCUUGAGCUUUUUAUUUAAAAAACGCUACUUUUCGUGCACUUUUUUUUUCUGGGAAAAAUUGAAACUGUAAUGAAGCAGGGUUGUAAUAAA
Molecule: messenger RNA, 2209 nt
Organism: Hemiscyllium ocellatum (epaulette shark)
Lineage: Eukaryota; Metazoa; Chordata; Chondrichthyes; Orectolobiformes; Hemiscylliidae
Product: zinc finger protein 239-like
Exons: 2
Coding region: 958-1647 (229 amino acids)
Biological process (GO): negative regulation of transcription by RNA polymerase II
Molecular function (GO): DNA-binding transcription repressor activity, RNA polymerase II-specific
Source: RefSeq, a predicted model, not a curated record